AGAAGCUUCAGCCAACUUCAACCAACUUCAACUCUAACUAUUGAAUAUCGUCGUCUCACGAUCCUCGAUCGGCAAAAUCAGCUCUCAUGGACUUAAUUCCGUCGUAAUGAAGCUACCAAUCAAGCCGUUCGGUACUUCCGCCAUUCUUCCGCGGUUCCCAACCGCUCUUCUCUAUCGCGGUUAUGCCACCCAGCAGGGGUUAGGGAAUAAUUCGGCCGCCUCUAAGAGGAGGGCCGUCACGCCAUUCAACGACGAUGGCAAUGUGCCAUGGCAUCAGCUUUCUGUCGGAGAGAAAGCAUCGCGUGCCACACAACAAACCUUCAAUUUCGGUGUUGUAGUAGUUGGCUUAGUCUUGGCGGGGGGUGUUGGCUACGUCCUUUUCGAAGAUGUCUUCUCUCCGGAGAGUAAGACCGCAUACUUCAGUCGAGCCUUCGAUCGAGUCAGGGAAGAUCGAGAGUGCGUGGCGCUUCUUGGCGAUAGCAAGAAGAUCGUUGCGCAUGGAGAAGAAACAAUGAAUAAGUGGCGUCGCGCUCGCCCCAUUAUGUCGACGCUGAGUACGGACGCCAGAGGCAUCAAGCAUUUAAUGUUCAAUUUUUAUGUUGAAGGUCCUCUCAAUAAUGGCACGGUAAAUGCGCACCUAACCAAGCGUCCUGGCCAUGACGAGUUCGAGUACAAGUACCUCUGCCUGGAUGUUAGGGGUCACCAAAGGAUUUACCUCGAAAACGCGGAAACUAGGUCUUCAAGUGGAGGCGACACGAAGUACAAGGUAUUCGGCAUUAUUUGGAAGUAGUUCGACAGGACGCUUCCGCGCAGGAUUGAAUUAGUUCCAGGGACUAAUGGCAUCAAAUGACUAAUCGGUUUCCCAUUCUCAACCUUGUGUCUCUAACUACUCCUACGAUUACUCGACCGUCAUUGCAAUAUUCUACUUUAUAUGCUUCUUCCUUCUUCUUCCUCUAGCAUUCCUCGUUGUCGCGGUUUGUCAAGCGUGUCUGUGCUUUCCCCUAUUCGCAUUUAAAUCGUUUGACGUUGAAUCUAACGGAUCCUAGCGAUGAAAUCAAUGGGGCACUAGAAACGCAUUGCAGUGAUGCUGACCCGUU
This is a messenger RNA of Annulohypoxylon maeteangense, 1097 nucleotides long. Its product is annotated as import inner membrane translocase subunit tim-21, mitochondrial. Gene Ontology annotation, biological process: protein import into mitochondrial matrix. Gene Ontology annotation, cellular component: TIM23 mitochondrial import inner membrane translocase complex. Lineage: Eukaryota; Fungi; Ascomycota; Sordariomycetes; Xylariales; Hypoxylaceae. The transcript is spliced from 4 exons. The record is from RefSeq and is a predicted model, not a curated record. The coding region runs from base 107 to 790 and encodes 227 amino acids.